Paramecium sonneborni is the source of this 238-nucleotide messenger RNA. The record is from the annotation of a GenBank genome assembly. NCBI's taxonomy places the organism in Eukaryota, Ciliophora, Oligohymenophorea, Peniculida, Parameciidae.
AUGAACUCAAAAGCUUUAAGAAAUUUAUAAGGUUAUUUAGAAACUGAGCGAAAAUGCAGAGAAAGAUUUCCCAUGAUUGAUGUAUAAAUAUUGUACCAUUAAGGAAUGUCAAUCUUUUUGGAAUCAUUAUAUUGACGUUAAAGAAUGCUAACAUUAGUUGAAAAUGUUUGAAGAAUGUUUUAGUAAGUAUAAACCAGCUGCAUACCAACAUAAAGGAAGAGAACCAGAUAAAGAUUGA